UGCAUAAUGGCGAUUCCUUUUGACAGUUGAAUUUGCUUUUGGCGCACGUGUUUUCCAGCGCAUCGUAAAUUUCUUUUUUCCACAAAAAAAAAAAAAAUUCGUCCCGAGUUAUUUAAUAAAUUUGUGAAAAUCCAAAAAAAAAAAUAACUCAAAUCGAGUUUUUCCACUAUGAAUCCUGAAAAACUAAAGAAACUCCAAGCACAGGUGCGUAUUGGAGGUAAGGGAACCCCACGCCGAAAGAAGAAGAUUGUCCAUUCAACGCCCGCUACCGAUGACAAAAAGCUACAGUCAUCGUUGAAAAAACUUUCAGUAAAUACCAUCCCCGGCAUUGAAGAAGUUAAUAUCAUCAAAAACGACGGCUCAGUCAUCCAUUUCAACAAUCCCAAAGCCCAGGCAUCAUUGCCCACCAACACAUUCGCCAUUACCGGCCAUGGCGAGAAUAAAUCGAUUUCCGAAAUGCUGCCUGGCAUCCUCACCCAAUUGGGGCCCCAGGACAUCACACAGCUAAAGAAGAUCGCCAGUGAAUUUGCCGCGAAUAAGGGUGCAGCUGGAGCUGGAUCUGUUGCGGGUGGUCUGUCCGCUGCUGAUGAUGAUGUCCCCGAUUUGGUUCAAAAUUUUGAAGAAGUCGCUAUUGGUACAGCUGCUCCUUCUGCUGCUGCUGCUGCUGCAACAUCACCAGCUGCUGCUGAUGCAGCUGAAAGCGCUGCCACCAGUUCUCCAGACACAACCGCUCCCAAGAAAAUUGAAGAAAUUCCUGUCGCCUAAAAAAACGGAGUCACUCAGUUGCCCUGGGUAGUAGAUUGUAGUUUGUGAAAGUUUUACACUAUACAUAGUCAAAAAACAAAUAAAAAAAAAAGCAACCAGAGAAACAAAAUUAACCUUUAUAGAAUUAUAACACAAAAAACAAAUGAAAAAUUAUAUAAAAACAAAAAAAAAACUAGAAAAAAACGUUUAUUUUUGGUUUGAAGAUGCAUUUUAUUCGAGAACACACCACAAACUCAUUUUUUUUAUUUUUCGAUCACUCUCGCUGCACAUUACAAUUUCAUUUUUACAUAAAAAAACAUUCAUAGUCUAUAUAGAAACGACAUACAUAAAAUUCCGAAGGAUAUAACUCUUAUACACUCCUUGAUAUGCAUUGCCAAUAUGAAGGAUUGAUGUGGUGGAGCCACAAAAAACGGGAAAAAGUCUUAAACAUUCUCUUAAUUUUUUUGUUAUUUUCUUUUUUUUACGCUGUAGUAUUUUUUUUUAUUUCUUGCUUCUGGACAAGUCUCAUAUUAAUUCAUAUUACAAAAAAAACAA
Molecule: messenger RNA, 1299 nt
Organism: Episyrphus balteatus (marmalade hoverfly)
Lineage: Eukaryota; Metazoa; Arthropoda; Insecta; Diptera; Syrphidae
Gene: bic
Product: transcription factor BTF3 homolog 4
Exons: 1
Coding region: 169-765 (198 amino acids)
Cellular component (GO): nascent polypeptide-associated complex; cytosol
Source: RefSeq, a predicted model, not a curated record